Messenger RNA from Suillus discolor, 195 nucleotides. RefSeq names its product translation protein SH3-like domain-containing protein. NCBI's taxonomy places the organism in Eukaryota, Fungi, Basidiomycota, Agaricomycetes, Boletales, Suillaceae. The record is from RefSeq and is a predicted model, not a curated record. Gene Ontology annotation, biological process: cytoplasmic translation. Gene Ontology annotation, molecular function: structural constituent of ribosome; RNA binding. The transcript has 2 exons. Gene Ontology annotation, cellular component: cytosolic large ribosomal subunit; ribosome. The annotation marks the transcript as partial.
AAAACUCACAGCUGGCCUCAUACUCAUGGUGUUGCUAUGAACCCUGUCGACCAUCCUCACGGUGGUGGUAACCACCAACACAUCAGAAAAGCCUUGACAGUUCCUCGCUCUGCAGUUCCUGGACAGAAAGUCAGUCUUAUUGCCGCUCGCCGGACUGGUCUGCUAUGUGGUACCGUCAAGGUCAAGGAGGUCUAA